This is a messenger RNA of Closterium sp. NIES-67, 6262 nucleotides long. The record is from the annotation of a GenBank genome assembly. Lineage: Eukaryota; Viridiplantae; Streptophyta; Zygnematophyceae; Desmidiales; Closteriaceae.
UUGGGAACUGGGAUGAGAUGCGGAAAUGAGGAAGGCGAGCCCACACGACCAGAGCAAAACCAAACUCUUCAGACAGCAGUUACGUUACGCAGGCCUAGGAACUGUUUUCUUCCAUUCCAACCUUACCUCGCGCCUUAGUUUGACACAUCUCCAGCAUCACUUUAGUCAGUUCUAGCUGCUCUGGCUGCCGCCGCCCUGAGGUGUUGUGGGCCUCUUAGCCUGUUUCGCGAAACUGGCCUUCACCUAAUCUAUCAGGAUCAGCGGCACCGCGUCCAGUAAUAGAUAUGUCGCAACCGUAGCACGCUUUUGAGUCGACUCAAAAUAAGCAGGGUCAGCGGCAUCGAGUCCAGUAAUAGACAUGUCGCAACCGUAGCACGCGACUCUCUCCCUCUCCCCUCGCCGGGCAAUCGGGGAAGGAUGGCCGCCAUCUCGCGCAGCAGCAGCAACCGCGGGAUCAGUAGCGGCGGCGGCGGCGGCUGUGCGACGCCAAGGCGACAGCAGCAGCAGCGGUGGUCGCACGACCGCUCUACCCGCGAGCUCGAGCAUCGUCGCCGUCUGGGACAAACCGCCCCGCCCAUGCUUCUUCUCCGCCUUGUCUGCUUCGUCUGCCUGACCUUUCUGCGCGCGCCCGCGCCGGUCCAUGGCGCGGACUGGGAGAGCAUGGCGCGUGAGCUCGAUCCCCCGGGCACCAUCCUCUGGUCCUGGACCAACUCGCGCUCGCCGUGCGACGCGCCGCCCUUCCUCGGCAUGGUGUGCGACGCGGCGGGCAAGGUGGUGGCGCUGUCGCUGCCGGACAUGGGGCUGUCGGGGCAGCUGCCGGGGGAGAUGGCGCAGAUGAGCGACGUCACGAGCAUCGAGGUGCCGAGGAACUACCUGCAGGGCGACAUCCCCAACACCAUCAACAACCUCGGCAACCUCCAGGUGGCGGACCUGGCGGGCAAUGGCAUCAGCGGGCAGAUCCCCGACCUGUCGCCCAUGCGGUCGCUGCGCGUGCUGCUGCUGGACGGCAACCAGCUGCAGGACGCGCUGCCCUACACCGUCACCGCGCUCUCCAGGCUGGAGCAGCUGGGGCUGAGUGGCAACAAUCUGGCCGGCCCACUGCCGUCCACGCUGUCAGCAUUAUCCAGGCUGACGUGGCUGCGUGUGGACAGCAACUUCCUGGUGGGCCCGCUGCCGCCCGGCCUGGCGGCCAUGGCAGGCGCGCCGGGCGCCAUGUUCAACCUCACGAACAACGAACCCAACCUUUGUGGGGACGCGCCAUGUCCCGGCGUGUCUUUAACACCAACAGACGCGCUCCCCCCCCCGCCUUCCCCAGCAUCCAUACCCCCCGCUUCCCCACCACCCGUUUCCCCCUCGCCUCCCCCUCCGCAAUCCCCCCCGAGCUCCCCCCCUCCCCCAUCCGCACCCCCCUCUCAGCCUCCCCCCUCCUCCCCUCCGCCUUCCUCCCCCUCUCCCCCUUCCUUACCCCCGCCUAGCCUGCCCUUGCCUCUCACUCCGCCCUCAUCCCCCUCCCCUUCUCUCUCUUCCCCACCUCCUCCUGACCCCUCCUCCACGUUUGCUGCGACCGAAACAUCCACCGUCCCACCUCCAACCACCACAAGCAGCAGCGGCAGUGGCAGCAGUGGCAGCAGUAGCAGUAGCAGCGGAGGGAGCGGUAUAAGCGUGGGGAUGGUGGCAGGGAUCAUCGCAGCAGUGGCGGUGCUCGCUAUAGCGCUUCUCCUCUUCGCCUGUCUCUGCUUACGCAAGCCGAAACACCCCACCACUCCCACCUCCGCCACCGCUGCCGCCGCUGCUGGUGCUGGUGGUAUUCUAGGUGGGGAGAGGGAUGCUGAUGAGAAGGGGCAAGAGGGGAGGAUGGAGAGAGGGGAGUCUCAGGUGGUGGGGUCUUUCACCAAGUUUCUGAGUACCCCUUCGCGGAAUGCCGCUUUGGCUGCCCCCCCUCCACCUUCCCCCGCUGCGCAACCGCUGCCAGGGGGAGGGGCGGAUGGGAGCCGCCCUGCGCCUGCAGCAGACGGGGAGGGGGGGGAGGAGGGGAAGAAGGGGAAGAGGGACGGGCGGGGUAGUGAGAGGCAGGGAGGAGGGGAGAAGUGGCAGGGAAGCAAGUUAGGGCGUGGGAUGGAGGGGAGUGGGGAAGAUGGCGCUGCAGCUGGUGGAAUGGCUGGUGAUGGCACUGGUGGUGGCGCCGGUGGUGGCGCUGGUGGCGCUGUGGUUGAUGGUCCUCCCGGUAGAGCUGCUGUUGCAGCUGCUGCUGCUGCUCCGAUUGAUGUGCCUGCUGCUGCUGCUGCUGCCGGGGCUGGUGGAGCUGCGGUAGGGGCUGCGGCAGGUGCUGCUGCUGCUGCUGCUGCUGCUGCUGCUGCUGCUGCUGCUGCUGCGAUAGGAGUGGCUGCUGGUUUUGCUGCUGCUCGCAGUGACCACAGGGACUCCCCCAACAGCACUGCGGGUGCAUGCAAUGCAGAAGACGCUGGUCUCUCUACACCUGGUGCCGCUGCUGCAACUGCUGCUGCUGCAACUGCUGCUGCUGCCCCAGCUCCUGCCUCUGUCACUGCUGCUGCUGCUGCUGCUGCUGCUGCUGCUAUCGCUGCGUCCACCCCCCAUGCAAGCAACAACACCCCCCCAACCACUAGCAGCAGCAGUGGGGCCAUCACUGGAAGCGCAGCCACCUUUAGCAGCAGCGACAGUGCCAGUGCCAGCGCCAGCAGCGGCGGCGGUGGCGACGGUGGCAAUGGCCUGGGCGGUCAGCGGAAAUGGUCACAGGGGAGUGGGCGGACGUACGGGGAAGACGCUGGGGGAGUGGAGAGUACAGAAACUCUGGGGGAAGUGGAGAGCCGAAUGGCAGGUGGAAUGGCGGAGAGCCGAAUGGCAACCGGAGGGAUCAAGAGGGGAGCAGCAGCAGAUGAGGGCUAUGGUGGGGACAAGGACAGCGAGACGGGACUGCUGCUGCCGCCUCUGCCUCCCCCUGCCAUCCCAUUCACCUCUUCUUCCCCCUUGCUGAGCCCCACUCAACCUCCGCCCAUCCCCACAUCUCCCCCCACCUCUGCCGCCCUUGCUGCUGCUGCUGCUGCUGCUGCUGCGACUGCGGCUGCUGCUGCAUCUCCAAGCUUGGCAAGCCAUGGCGUGCCACCACCCCAUGCUAGUCCUUGUACUGCAUCUGCCUCUGCUGCGGCGCUUCAGGGCACCUCUCCUCGAUCUGUCGUCUCAUCCUCCCACACCCCAUCCCCCAAGCCCACAUCUCUCCCCUCAUCCGCCUCCCCCUCCCCAUCUCCCCCCAUCGUCAUCCCCCCUGUUGUCCCCCUACCCUCCCUCCGCUCCCUCGCCCACCACCGCUCCCCCCUCGUCGGCUCCCACACUGCCGCAGCAGGGGGAGCAGGGGGGGCAGGGGGGCAAGCAGGGGUGCAACCACACACCCCACCUUCUUUCUAUCUCUCUGGAAGUCCCAAGUCCGGCUCCCCACACACUCCCUCCUCGCUGCUUCCUCCUGCUGCCCCUCCUGACUCCGCUAUUGCUGCUGCUGCUGGCGGUGCUGGUGGUAUCACUGCCACCACAGCCGCUGCCGCUGCUGCUGCUGCUGCAGGUGCUGGUGCUGCUGCCACAGCAGCUGCUGUUGGCUUGCGAGGGGUAUCCAGCGAAGGGGGUGCAGGGGAAACAGGGGCAGGGUCAACAGGGUCAACAGGGUCAACAGUAACUGCAGUAGGGAGUGGAGGCGGUGGGAAGAAGGAAGGGGGUGCAGUGGCAUCCAGCCGUCUGCCUGCGUAUGGCGGAGCUGGUCGGGCUUUAAGAGCCGCGGAUCUAGAGGAGGAUAGUGAGAGCGGGGCGGAUGGGGGAGGGAGGGGAGGAGGAGGGGGUACAGGGGGUUCGGGAGGGGUGUGGAGCAGUGAGGAGGAGAGCAGCACGUGGAGUGAGAGUGAUGGGAGUGUGAUGGAGGGGAGGAGAGACCAGCUGGGCCGCUCCGUGUCAGAAGUCAGUGGACGGACAUGGGGUGUUGGAGGGGCGAGAGGAGGAGGAGCAGGAGGAGGAGAAAGCAGAAAAACAGGAGGAGGAGGAGGAGGAGGAGGAGGAGGAGAAGCAACAGCAGUGGGAGGAGUGGGAGAGAGGGCAGGAGAGGCUGGGGAGGAUGCAGAGAAGGACGAGGCGAGCAGCGAGGAGAGCGAUGGCAGUGGGGGCAAGGAGGUGGAGCGGGUGUUUUCGUAUGCGGAGCUGGCUCUGGCCACCAACGAGUUUGGGCGGCAGGGGCAGCGCAACCUGCUGGGUGCAGGGAGGAAUGGCGUGGUGUACAGGGCGCGGCUGCCGGACGGCACCACUGUGGCUGUGAAGCGACUCACCAACUGCAAUCCGGACCAGUCCCCUCGGGAGUUCCGGUUUGAGGUGGAGGCAGUGGCGCGCGCGCGGCACCCCAACAUAGUGGCGCUGCUGGGGUGCUGCGCCGAGGGCAGCAGCGAGCGCCUGCUGGUGUCGGAGUAUGUGCCCAACGGCACCCUGCACUCGUGGCUGCACACCCCUGCCGCCACUGGCGGUGCUGCUGGUGCUGCUGGUGGGGCGGGUGCUCCUGCUGGUGGUGGGCCGGCUGAUGGUGUUGCUUCUGCGCCCCUGGAAUGGAAGCUGCGAGUUCACAUUGCACUGGGAUGUGCACGCGGUCUAGCGUAUCUGCAUGAGGGUGCGGGCGUGCGUGUGGUGCACCGGGACGUGAAGGCGGCGAACGUGCUGCUGGAUGCGCAGUGGAACCCCAAGCUCGCCGACUUCGCCCUCGCCGCCAUCUCUGGCCGCCUGAACUCCCACGCGCCCUCGCGCCUCCUCGGCACCGUCGGCUACGUGGCGCCCGAGUACAUCAACACGGGGCUGCUGACGGACCGCAGCGACGUGUACAGCUUCGGCGUGCUGCUGCUGGAGCUGGUGGCCGGCCGCAAGCCCAUCGACACGCACCUGCCGGCGGAACAGGUGGACAUAGUGCGGUGGGUGAAGAGACUGUCAGCAGAGAACAGGGUAGCCGAGGCGGUGGAUGCGCGGAUAGCCGGGCAGGUGGGCGUGGACGAGGUGGAGUAUGUGGUGGGCGUGGCGCUGCGGUGCGUGGAUGGCAACGCACUCAAGCGGCCGAGGAUGAAGCAAGUGGUGGCCAUGCUCGAAACGGAGGACCCAACUCUGCGUGACGGCUGGGUAGCGCGCCGCCCCUCCUACCUCGCCUCGCGCUCCCUGCGGGACAGCCCCACCUGGCACGUGCACCAGUCGUCCCCCUCUGCUGCCUUCGCCCGUGCCAGCCCCCACGCCCACAACCCCUACAGCCCGCACCAACACUCCUCCACCCCUGCCUCCGCUCCCCACCCCCACCGCUCCGCCUCCUCUUCCUCGUCCCGUGGCCCUCUGUCCGCUAGCCCACGCCAGUAUAUGGGUCUUGGCAUGGGUGUAAGUUCUAAUAGCCCCAAUGCCCCUGAUGUAGCUGGUAUGAUUGCGUCGGCUGCGCUUAAAGCCGGCGGAGUGGCGGGCGCGGCCGUGGGCGUGGGGGGAGCAGGAGGUGUGAGUAGUGGCAGCAGCACGGGUGGGAUAGGGUAUGGUGGAGGAGGAGGGGGAGUCAUUGUGGGGGGGAGUCCUGGUAAAUUUGGCAGUCCAGGGAAAUACAACAGCCCAGGGAAAUAUGGAAGCCCGGGAAAAUAUGGCAGUCCUGGUGGUACUGCUGGUGCCACUGGCACCAAUUCUUCUCCGUCUCCCCCUGCUCCCUUGCACUCUUUACUACCACGCACCAGUGCUGCCAGCCCCCCAUUGGGACCGCAGGGCAGUGGCAGUGUCACUAGCAACAGCCCUGCUUCUGCUAGGGCCCUAGGAGGCCUAGGAGGAGGGGCAGGGGCUAGUCCCAGGGGUGGCAGUGGCAGUGCAAGCACGUAUACUGGUAGGAGUCCAAGGAAGUAUGAGGGGGCUGUAGGGAGGAGUGGUGGUGGUGAGGGUGCGUGGGGAGCAGGUGAGGUGAGCGGUGAGGGGAUCAUCCAGAGCCAUGCCAUGAGCAUAACAAAGCCACGGGCCCUCAGGAGUGGAUGGAGGAAGUGAUGGGGUGGGUAGAUUUUUCUCGAAGGGCUAUUGUGCAUAUGUGAUGAUGCGCUAUGUUGAAGAACCGCAAAUGUUCUCUAGAAGAACCCAACACAUGGUCGGUGUUCUCUAACUAUUUCCUUGAAGCCUUGCACUGGUGGGCUCUGGAAAAAGGCAAGAAUGUGUGAUGUGAGCCAUACAUCACAAGGAGCGAGCCAUUCUCUUGUGAAACACGAGUAACCCUGUACAACCA